Molecule: messenger RNA, 1757 nt
Organism: Thunnus maccoyii (southern bluefin tuna)
Lineage: Eukaryota; Metazoa; Chordata; Actinopteri; Scombriformes; Scombridae
Gene: drc2
Product: coiled-coil domain containing 65
Exons: 9
Coding region: 216-1667 (483 amino acids)
Biological process (GO): regulation of cilium movement; axonemal dynein complex assembly; cilium-dependent cell motility
Cellular component (GO): axonemal dynein complex; axoneme
Source: RefSeq, a predicted model, not a curated record
UGACCGUUGACCCCUCCUCUGCUUGUCAUUUGGUUUGGACCAACAUGGCGGACGGUCAUUAAAGCCGUCGCCAUGGUGACGGAACACAAACACACCGCCGACUGUUCACCUGAACGAGUCCGACACAUUUCAGCUGUUUGAUCCUCACAGGUGUUCUGUGUAUUAAAUAGAUCAGCAGCAGCAGCAGAGUGACGAAGAGGAGGAGGAGGCCGAAGAUGCCGAAGAAAGCGAAGAAAGGCGGAGGAGGUAAAGGUGGAGGAAAGACGGAGGAGGAGCGACUGUUGUACAUGCAGCAGAGAGCUCAGGCAGAGGAGGAGAUGGCGAGGAAGAAAGAGGAGAUCCUCACUCUGUUUCUGAAGGACAAGCUGCAGAAGGAGGAGAGGAACACCGCAGUGAACCUGCUGAAGCUCAACGAAGGCUGGCGAGCGAUUCUUCGUCAGACUCGAGCUGCUGAGCUGCAUAAAGACAUCACGGUGCUCAGCCAGACGUUUGAGAGGCAGCUGGACGGCCUGCAGAGCAUCGUCAAGACGUUGGAGCGCGACCUGCUGGAGGCGGAGCGUCAGUCGGCUCGGGUGCGGCGCGUCCACCUGCAGCAUAUGGAGCGUCUGUGGACUCAGCAGGACAAACGGAUGAUGUUUCUGCAGCAGCAGUGGGAGAGCUGCCUGCAGGACCUCUGCUCCACCUACAGCUCUGAGAGGAAACAGCUGUUGACACAAACUCAGCAGCAGCAAGCUGUGCUGGAGGACGCAGCCUUCACUUUGCAGGAGAAGCAUGAAGACACGCUGACAGAAAUCCACAAUCUGUACGAUCAAAGCAUGGCGUUGUACGAGAACGCCUACGAGGAGAGGACGUCUAAUCUGCUCAUGAAUAACCAGAGACAGCUGAUCGAGAAGGCCCGUCGGAACCAGGAGGCUCUGCAGAGCUACAAAACUGAAAUCCGGAAACUGGAGAAACUGACGACCAAAAACCAAUGCACCGUCCGAUGGCUGGAGACAGACAAGAAGAACAUCAAGCGGAUGAAGGACUUAAUCGGUGUCCAGCGGGUGGAGCUGGUCUCCAGAAAGGCAGAAAACAAGUCGGUGAUACAAGAUCUGACAGUCACCAAAAACGAGAUGAACCGAAAGACUCACAAGCUCCGGGACCAGCUGACUCAAGCUCAGGCAGCGGCGAGGAAGCAGCUCACCGACCUCACCGUCCUCAGCGACGUCCCCGUCAAGAAACUGCAAGCAGUGAUCGCCAAGGGCGAGAGGGUUCUACGUGUCGCUGAAAUGUGCAACAAGCUGGAGAACGAGCAGAAAAACGUCUUCACGUCAUCAUCAUCAACUACAGAUGAACUCAGACAGGAGAAGACUGCGGCUGAGAGGGAUGAAGUAGCGAAGGAGACGUCCGCGUUUCCGGAGCUGCAGCCGGUGAUGCGGCGCUGCAACGCCGCUCUGCUGCAGCGUCACGCUCUGAAGACACACCGAGAGGAUCUGAGCCGAGAGAACCAGCGGCUGAAGCUUCUGCUGCGUCAGCACCUGGACGCCAUGACGGUCAGCGACGACACCCUGGACGGACGCCACGCUCUGCUCACCGUGCGCCUCGCGCCUCGCUCCGCGGCGCCCGCGGACACCGACAGACGCUACGCCGUCAUCGAGGCGGUUCAUGCUGUCAAACACUCAGUGUGACGCGGCGGUGAAAUUACUGCGUCUUUUUGUUCUAACAGUUGUUUUCUCUUGAAAGAAAUAUUUAAAAUAAACUCUGAUUUUGCUGUGAAA